Molecule: messenger RNA, 1074 nt
Organism: Oldenlandia corymbosa var. corymbosa
Lineage: Eukaryota; Viridiplantae; Streptophyta; Magnoliopsida; Gentianales; Rubiaceae
Source: the annotation of a GenBank genome assembly
AUGUCCAACUCGGCGGAAGAAAACACUUUCCAGAAAGCCGAUGAAGCCGACGGCGGCAACGCGGACUUGACGAUGGAGGAGAAUUCGGAUGCGGAAGAGCUUGACGUCGACGAUGAUGAUGAGAAUCAUAAGUAUUUUGAAGCGACCAAAGGAAGGGAUUUGGAUUUGGUUGAUGAGGACAAAUUUGAACCUCUCACUGGAAAACCCCAUUGUCACUUUAUUCUUUCCAAGACCAACGUCAAACCAACUUAUCGCAUGGUGUUUCCAACCAGUUUGCACAAACAUCUUCCAUCUAAAUCCAUCCCAGCAGAAAUAAUAUAUGGUGGAAAAGCUUGGAAGACAAUAUGUUUGGUUGACAAAAUUCACAAGAAAUUAAAUUAUCAAUGGAAGAAUUUUGUUGAUGCAAAUGAACUCUGGGUGGGCGACGCAAUAUUUUGGGAAGUGUUGGAAAUAAACACUAAAAUGGUGAAGCUCAAAGUUCAGAUUAUCCGAGGUGAUAAUCCAUUCAACGAGAUAGAUAGUGACGUUUCUGGCAAAGAAGACAGAGGUGGCGGAUCAGAGAAAGCUAAAACAACCUCAGGGCAAUCGCUUUCCUUGGCUACUCUGGGGAAUGAGCCUAAAACCCCUAGAGGAGACCAAACAACGUUCAUCGCCUCACCCACUCUCCGAGAUACCCUGGAAGAAGGGCCGUCCCGGCCUAAGCCGACGACAGAAGAAGUACAAGAGUUUGUUCAUGCAAAUUUCCACGAAUUGGAACGUUUGUUUCAGAGCGAUAAACAGAAUCAUAAGGGGAAAGAGCCAGCGGACCCGGAGGAGAAGAGGAGAACCUCCUUUCCAGAUCCCAGGCAACUAUUUUCGGAUGAAGAAGAAUCCCCCUCCAAUGGGCAUUACACCGUUAGUAGCAGUUCAUCCAGACAUGAUGCGGAGGGGUCCACUCCCCGGAGAACUAGAUCCCAGUGCCCAGAGUUACCAAGACGUCGUCUUCCGGUAGCCAACAAAAAGGGCGAUAUCACCCGUAUAUUCACUACGGGUCAAAGAAGUACGGGGGAAAAUCGCCUUUCUCUUCGGAGAUAG